This is a messenger RNA of Chaetomium fimeti, 1266 nucleotides long. RefSeq names its product Alpha/Beta hydrolase protein. Bases 382 to 1266 code for a protein of 294 amino acids. Lineage: Eukaryota; Fungi; Ascomycota; Sordariomycetes; Sordariales; Chaetomiaceae. The record is from RefSeq and is a predicted model, not a curated record. Gene Ontology annotation, cellular component: extracellular region. Gene Ontology annotation, molecular function: hydrolase activity. The transcript is spliced from 3 exons.
CCAAGAUCGGCUCCUCGACGUCUCACAUGGCACCAGACUCUGGUCUGCAUCCUUUCCGUGUUCUGGAGCCGAAAUGGCGGCUCUGUGCAGAUUAAAUUGGCCUUUGUGCCCGACUACCUGGGACUCAGGCUAUUACCUAUUCUAGCUCGGGGGCCCAUCUUCACUCCCCUGGAGAUGCCACUUCAUCCGGCCAACCAUUGCCGCGUUUGGGUGCCGCAUCAACCGGGUCUUCACAGCAGUCCGGGUUUGUGUGGUUGACGAUGCUGAUCUUUAAAUAUUAGAGCAUCGGGUCGCCAUGAACUGAGUUGGAAGAUUCGCAACCACGGUCACAAAUACACUUUCAUCAUCUGUUCUUCCCAUCCGCCUUGGACAUCGCCCAUCAUGCGUCUUCUUCAGUCCCUGACGAACCUUGCCGCCUUUGCGGGCCUGGCCCAGAGCGCGUCUCUGCAGCAGGUCAGCAACUUUGGCUCGAAUCCGACCGGCCUACAGAUGUACGCCUAUGUGCCGGACAACCUUGCCGCGUCGCCAGCGAUUAUCGUUGCCCUGCACCCUUGCGGUGGCUCCGCCCAGGGCUGGUACUCCGGAACCAGGCUCCCUUCGCACGCCGACCAGCUCGGAUUCAUCCUCAUCUACGCUGGCACGACCAAGAUGAGCAACUGCUGGGACGUCCAAAACCCCGCCAGUCUGACGCACGACGGCGGCGGCGACGCGGCCGGCAUCAUCAGCAUGGUCAAGUACACGCUCGACAAGUACCAGGGCGACGCGGCCAAGGUGUACGUCAUGGGGGGCUCGUCGGGGGCCAUGAUGACCAACGUGAUGGCGGGGUCGUACCCGGACGUGUUCGAGGCCGGCGCGGCCUUCUCCGGGGUGGCGCACGCGUGCUUCCUCGGGGCCCCCUCGGCGACGCCCUUCUCGCCCAACCAGACGUGCGCGCAGGGCCAGAUCCAGCGCUCGCCCGAGGAGUGGGGCAACCUGGUGCGCAACUCGUACCCGGGCUACACGGGCCGCCGCACCCGCAUGCAGAUCUUCCACGGCAACGCCGACGGCCUCGUCCGCCCCGAGUGCGGCCACCAGGCCCUCACCCAGUGGGCUAAUGUUAUGGGCCUCGAGCUGACCGCCACCAACGCCGGCGUGCCUUCAGCCCAGUACACCCAGGAGGUCUACGGCGACGGCACCCAGCUGCAGGGCUUCUUCGGCCAGGGCGUCGGCCACAUCGCUCCCGUCAACGAGCCCGUCAUGCUCAAGUUCUUUGGCUUGAUGACCUAA